This is a messenger RNA of Quercus lobata, 678 nucleotides long. RefSeq names its product AT-hook motif nuclear-localized protein 17-like. Gene Ontology annotation, molecular function: minor groove of adenine-thymine-rich DNA binding; DNA-binding transcription factor activity. Gene Ontology annotation, cellular component: nucleus. The transcript is spliced from 2 exons. The record is from RefSeq and is a predicted model, not a curated record. The coding region runs from base 1 to 678 and encodes 225 amino acids. Lineage: Eukaryota; Viridiplantae; Streptophyta; Magnoliopsida; Fagales; Fagaceae.
AUGAUAGUAAAUUUCACAUCAUCAUCUCCACAUCUCCAAAACCCAUUUUCUCACCCUUUCCACCAAGUCCCCACCGACUCCCAAACCCAACAUCAGCACUCCGAAGACGAUGAGAGCCGAAGCAGUGAUGGUGGGCCCACAUCGGCCCUAAAGCCCAAACAUGACGUUGAUGGAGCUUUAAUCGAAGUGGUUUGGUGGCCCCGAGGCCACCUGCCCGAUUCCAAAAACAAGCCCAUGAGCCCGUACAUUCUCGAAGUCCCAGGCGGAAACGAUGUCGUCGAGGCGAUCUCGAAGUUCUGUCACCGCAAAAACACCAAUCUCUGCGUCCUAACAGCUUCAAGAACUGUCGCCAAUGUCACGUUACGUCAGCUGUCAACCACUCUCGGCACCACCGUUACUUUUCACAGCCGCUUCGACAUGUUAUCGGUCUCUGCCACCUUCCUAACAACGUCAUUUCCUCCAAUCCCAAACGGGUUCACCAUCUCCCUCUCUGGCCCACAGGGCCAGAUCGUCGAAGGACUCAUCGCCGAAGCUUUAAUCGCCGCCAGAACUGUCUACAUUGUAGCUACCUCGUUCAACAACCCCAAGUCGAGUUUGGUACACGCAACUUUCAGUGUAAGUCAAGUUUAUUAUGCUCGACUUUCAAUAGCCUAUGUGGCCUUUUUCCUCUUUUUUUAA